GUUUCUUGUGAAGACGACUUUUCUGUCCAGAAUUUCGGAUUUAUAUUUUGAGUAAUUCUAGCUCCUAAGUUCACCUAGACUCCGUCCUUAAUCCUAACAAGUGGCAUCAGAGCUGUAUUAAGGACGUUGAGAGGAGUCUACAGAAGUGUGAAGACCCUUCUAGACCCACCAUGGCCUGUGGGUGUGCCUAAGUGGUGUUCUAAAGGUUGGAUGUGUCUUCCGCUAAGGGAAACUCUGCCGAAAUUUCGUGGACGCCGACACUUGUGAAAAUAUCGAGGGAGCUGAAAUGAGGUGGGAUUGUCUUCAUGUGAGACUGAGUACAUGGCCUUACACCAUGGGGCCAAGGAAGUAGUGUGGCUAAGGCGUUUGUUGGAGGAGUUGGGAGUUGGUCAGGAGAAGCCGACAGUUGUGUUUUGUGACAAUGAGUCCGCUGUGAAGCUCGCCAAGAAUGCUUGUCUGCAUGGGCUGACAAAACACAUAAGGCCUAAGUGGCAUUGGGUGAGGAGAAUCCUUGAUAAGGAGGUGCGGCUGGAGAUAGUGAAGACCCAUCAGCAGGCAGCAGAUAUUUUCACCAAGCGUCUGGCGGAGGCGGAUCAUUGGAAGGGCAUGAAGCUUGCUGGGAUGAGUGUGCAUUGAGUAUGCAUGCUUGAGAUGUGGUAUGGUGGAUGAUGGUAUUUGUGAUGAUAGAUCUUGAGAAGAUCUUUCCGACGCAACAAGAAUCUCUUCAAUUGGAGCAAGAACGCGAAAGCUAUGAAGAUUCAAAGUUCAUGAGCUUGCGUUACAAUUGCGGCGGUUACUAAGUGAAGUUGUGGGGUGAC
Molecule: messenger RNA, 818 nt
Organism: Closterium sp. NIES-67
Lineage: Eukaryota; Viridiplantae; Streptophyta; Zygnematophyceae; Desmidiales; Closteriaceae
Source: the annotation of a GenBank genome assembly